Molecule: messenger RNA, 2147 nt
Organism: Varanus komodoensis (Komodo dragon)
Lineage: Eukaryota; Metazoa; Chordata; Lepidosauria; Squamata; Varanidae
Exons: 3
Coding region: 1-669 (222 amino acids)
Source: RefSeq, a predicted model, not a curated record
AUGUACGGCAGGAGGUGGUGGGACUUCUAUGAAGAGGGCACUAGGGAAGAUGGAGGAAGGAGGAGGCCGGGGGACCCAAAGAAAGGGAUUUGUGAGAAGGUGCUGAGAUGCGUGUAUAUCAAUGCUAGGAGCUUGGGUAAUAAGCAGGAAGAGCUUGAGGCUCCCCUGGCAAUAGAAGGGUAUGACCUGGUGGGGAUCACAGAAACUUGGCCCUGCAGCUCCGGCGUUCCUUAUCCCGCCGAGAGCCGCAGGGCAGCCUGGGCGACGCCGGCAGCGCCUCCCCCCUGGCCAAACAGGCUCCCGGGGCGCACGGGCUUGGCGGGGCUUGGCUCCCGCGCCGAAGAGCGCCCUCGGCGGAACGGGGCGGCGGCGGCUUCCAGGGCGCUAGGCGGCGCCUCCUCCCGGGCCGGCCGCGGCCAUUUUCUCGCCUGCCUCGCCUGCCCCGUGCAGCAGCUGGUGCGCCGGCGAGAGCGCCUGGAGCACCGGCCGCGGGAGGCAGCGAGGGCGGCGGAGCCGAGGCGGCGGGCGAGCGGCCACGCAGAACCAGACAAGCAUGAUAUACUUUUACAGGAACUCAGAGAAAUGAAGGCAGAUUUUAAAGAUAUGAUAGAGGAUAUGAAGAAUGAUAUGAAGAAAUUAAAUAUCAAAAUAGACCUUGGACUGGGCUAAAUCUAUUCUUCCAGAUGUUCCUUUUACAAGAGAUGAUAUUGUUGCAAUACGUAGAUUUGGCUGAAGAAAACCUGGAAGAAAAACGCUGAAACACACAGUGGUUCAAUUUUGGUCAUAUGCAAAAAAAAAAAAAAAAAACCUGAUGCAGAAGUUACGUGAUAGGACAUCAAUUAUGUUCAAACGAUACCAGAUUCAAGUUUUUCCUGAUUUAUGUAAUGAAAAUGGAGGAGAGAUAUGUUCCAAGUUUGUCAAAUAUUAAAGAAAAAAUCCAUUAAAUACAGCUGGGGGUUUCCGAUUUUAUUUGAGGUUUGAAGAUACUACAGAGUUGAUACAAAGGAGGAAGUACUGGAGUUACUAAAGGAGCUUCGGAUUAUUGAUGAUGAUGAAUAUAUAGUGCAAAUGCAGAAAUUAAUGGAUAUGCCUACAUUCUCAAGAAGGGAGAUAGAGAAGAAGAAAAAAGACUGGUCAGUGGAGAAGAAGUUGGAUAAGGCAACAGAAUGUUCAGGCUCUCCGUAGAAACAGAAAGACGACGAGAGAUAGAAGGAAGUAAAAAGAGACAAGAAAAUCUUUAUGGAAUAGAUAUCGAAAAUAUAUUGUACUCUGUAGUGUUGUAGUUAUUGAAUCUUUUUUAAAGUAAGUAUUGAUAACUGAGAAAUAUAAUGAAAUUUGGUUAUAGAAUAAAAGGGUAUACAUGGUCGGGAAGGGUGGAGUGGGUGUCUGGGGUCCAUGUAGGGUGGCUCCUCUCCCCCUCAGAAGCCCGAAGUGGCGGGAUGGAGGAAACGCUCCAGAAGAUGGGAAGGGGGGUCCCUAUAUAUGAAUGUGGUGGGGGUAGACAAUACAGUGCAAUUUUUCACAAUCCCCCUGAAUUCGUGUCACUCUGGACUGUUCUGAUGAAUUAAAUUGGAAAUGCCAGACCCCUAAGGCUAUGGCAGCCUACUUCGCAGUUUUCAGCCUGAAGGAAUGCUUUACUUCAUGGUCUAGCAGGGCCCUUCAGUUUGCCCAUCAGCUGGUAGCACCUGAACAGUACAGAUCAUCUAUUCUAUCGUGGGAUGUGAGGUAAUUUCAAUUAUUUCUAAAUUUGCAUCUGCCCAUAUAAAGUACAAUCCUAAGCAUGUUUAGACAAAAAAGGCCUAUAGCACCCAGUAAGCCAGAGGGCAUGUUGGGAGUAAAAGGCUGUUUUGCUGUCUAGAUAUGCAUAGGAUUACAUCCUUAGCUUCUGAAGAUCCAUAGCCCUUUCCCAGCCUCUUUUCUGGUAACACAUUAUCCCGGCAUUAGUGGUUAGGUGGAGUCAGGUUCAGGGCUGGUCUCUGGUGGGGCCUUCAAAGAUGCUCAAGAGUGUCAUGUGCAUAUACUGGUUCUGUAUUAAAUCCUGUUUCAUUCAGUGGAGCUUACAUCCAAGAACAUGCAUGUAAGAUGGCAGCCUUGAGAUACCUGGUUCUUAGUUCGGUUUACUUCAUAUUAAACAUCAAAAUAUGAAA